Caenorhabditis auriculariae is the source of this 1251-nucleotide messenger RNA. NCBI's taxonomy places the organism in Eukaryota, Metazoa, Nematoda, Chromadorea, Rhabditida, Rhabditidae. The record is from the annotation of a GenBank genome assembly.
AUGAGGGUGCACGGCGUGGUGGUGCUCGUCGGCGGCUGCGACGACCUCGGCCUGGAGAUGUGCCGCACGAUCGUCGGAAGUCAUCGCGUCUCUCGUCUCUACGUCGCCUGUCGCAACCUCGACCUCGCCCAGGUGACUUCGAAUUGGAAAUAUCGGGAAAGCGGACGAUGGAGGGCUAUUUCGAAGAUUUUUUGUGAAAGUAUUUUUUUUUUUGAACACGCGUAGUUUUUUUUUUGCUCAAGUCGUCCACACUUUUUAAAAUAUUUGAUUCGAAUUUAUUUAUUCGAUUUUUUGUUAAGAUACUCCGUGAGCUUUCCUAAACCUAUUUCAGGAGCUGCGAGCAAUCGAAGAUCCAGGAAAGAAACUGAGGAUAGUGGAGUGUGACGUCACUCGCGACUGGAGCAUUCAGGUUUUGUCAUCUUCAGCCACAGACCAAAUUGUGAUUUGAAGAACGCCGUGAAACUGAUCAAUUGUGGGAAGAUCAACUGCUUGAUUCUCAACACGUCAUCAAAUCAAGCCGUAAUUCAAGAUAUUUAGUAGAAUCUAUUGGUAUUCAUUCAGAACGGCGAGGACACCGUAGAGAAGGCGAAAAGGGACACCUGGCAGCGGAAUUUCGACGUCAACGUCUCCUCCGUUUCAGUUCUAUUGAAAGUUUGUGGCUGCUCCGGUCCAACUGAAGAGCUUCAUUUGUUGAGGAAACGCUUCCUUUGCUGAAAGCUGCGUUGAAAGAAAACGAAGUCGUGACCGUGGCCUCGAUCUGCAGCCUGUCAGCUUCCCUCAGACUUCCAAUUCAGACGAAGGACGUUUCCUUCGCUUGCAGUCAGGUGACCAAUGUGGUUGGAAACAGCAUGGGGAGAAGAAAAUAGGCAGCCUUGCACCAGUUGAUUCGAAUUUUCUCUACGGAAAAUCCCCGCAUGACAGUCGUGUCGAUUGCUGCAGGCUUCGGACUCACCAUCAGAACUGUUGGUUCCGUUUUCUUCAUUUAUUUAUUCUCUCAGACAGACUAUUUCUUGAAAUUUUUGGAUUAAAAUCUGAACAAUCAGCUUAAUCUUCUUCUAUUCUCCCUGGAAAAAGAUAAACAGACAUUUAAAAAACUUUUCUUUUGUGAAUUCAUUUUUUCGGUAACUUUCGGAGUUUCUUCAGCUUCACAGCGUUCAAAUCGCCCGAGAAGUGUUGCGAGUGGUGGACAAAGUCUCAGAAGAUCAAUCGGGAGCUCUGAUCGACCACACUGGAGCUCGCAUCAACUUCUGA